ACUGGAAGACCUGGGCUCCCUGGGGACAAAGGUGCCAUUGGGAUGCCUGGACAUGUGGGAGUGAAGGGUCCACCCGGCGAGAAGGGUGCCCCUGGAGAUGCCGGGAUGUCCAUCAUCGGUCCCCGAGGACCCCCGGGUCAGCCCGGCACUAGGGGCUUUCCUGGAUUUCCGGGUCCCAUUGGGCUGGAUGGCAAACCGGGCCAUCCCGGACCGAAAGGGGAGAUGGGUCUGAUGGGUCCCCGAGGACAGCCGGGACCUCAAGGACAAAAAGGAGAAAAGGGCCAGUGUGGCGAGUACCCACACCGGCUGCUGCCUCUCCUCAAUUCAGUGCGGCUGGCGCCACCCCCAGUCAUAAAAAGGCGGACUUUCCAGGGUGAGCAGGGUCAGGCUGGCAUCCAAGGCCCCCCAGGACCACCGGGGCCACCAGGCCCUCCUGGACCAAGUGGACCUCUGGGGCACCCAGGACUGCCAGGACUCAUGGGGACACCAGGCUUACCUGGGCCUCCAGGAGCAAAGGGAGACCCAGGGAUCCAGGGCUUCCAUGGCCGGAAGGGAGAGCGGGGGAUGCCAGGGAUGCCAGGCAAGAAUGGAGCCAAGGGAGCGCCAGGGAUCGCCGUGGCCGGGAUGAAGGGUGAGCCAGGGAUCCCAGGAGCCAAGGGUGAGAAGGGGGCUGCCGGCUUCCCCGGGGUGCCCGGCCUCCUGGGACAGAAGGGGGAGAAGGGUGACGCUGGCAACUCCAUUGGAGGAGGCAGGGGGGAGCCAGGCCCCCCAGGGCUGCCUGGGCCCCCUGGGCCAAAGGGAGAACCAGGUGUUGGUGGCCAGGUUGGCCCCCCAGGACGGCAAGGAGACAAGGGGCAGCCAGGAGCAGCUGGAGAACAAGGGCCAGCUGGCCCCAAGGGCUCCAAGGGAGAACCUGGGAAAGGAGAAAUAGUGGAUUACAACGGCAACAUCAACGAGGCUCUCCAGGAGAUCCGGACCCUGGCCUUGAUGGGGCCUCCUGGUCUUCCCGGGCAAAUUGGCCCACCUGGAGCACCAGGGAGUCCAGGCCAGAAGGGGGAGAUUGGACUACCAGGCCCUCCAGGACUCGAUGGGGAAAAGGGACCUCGUGGCAAACCAGGAGACAUAGGCCCCCCAGGUCCCCAAGGACCCCCAGGAAAGAAUGGGCCUCCAGGAAUGAAGGGAGAGAUCGGAUACCCAGGGAACCCCGGAGAAAAAGGGGAGACGGGACAAGCAGGAUCACCGGGUCUAGACGGCCCAACUGGGGAGAAAGGAGAACCAGGUGACCAAGGGAGGCCUGGAGCAACAGGAUUGCCUGGCCCCAUCGGGCUCCCAGGAUUUACAGGAGAAAAAGGAGAAGCUGGGGAGAAGGGUGAACCAGGAGCAGAGGUUCCUGGACCACCAGGGCCAGAGGGGCCUCCUGGACCUCCGGGGCUCCAAGGUCUACCUGGACCAAAGGGGGAAGCAGGACUAGAUGGAGCAAAAGGAGAGAAGGGUGUCCAGGGAGAAAAAGGAGACCGAGGGCCUCUGGGAUUACCCGGAGCUUCAGGUUUGGACGGCAGGCCGGGGCCACCGGGCACUCCAGGACCAAUUGGCAUUCCAGGCCCCGCAGGACCAAAGGGCGAGAGGGGCAGCAAAGGAGAUCCAGGGAUGACAGGACCAAUGGGGGCAGCUGGGCUUCCUGGUUUACACGGACCACCCGGGGAUAAAGGAAACCGGGGACAUCGAGGUUUUAAAGGAGAGAAAGGGGAACCGGGGUUACCGGGGCUGGACGGACUGGAUGCCCCAUGCCCAUUGGGUCAAGAUGGCCUGCCAGUCCAGGGAUGCUGGAACAAGUGAUGCCUCUAACCUUGGAUUGGCCUGUGUGUGUGUUUAUACAUAGAAUAUUUAUUUUUAUACAGUUUUCACUUUUUGAAAAUGCCAGAACUAUGAUGCAUCUUACAGAUUAUCAAAAGAAAAAGAAAAACUUGCAUAUUUUGUACAGAAAAUAAUACUUCUCCCCUUUUGUUUACAAGAUUUUUGUGUAAGUCUAUGUCUCUAAUACACUGUUUGUGAGUACAGUCCUAAUGUUUGCAUGAUAUUUGUGCACACUUAUUUCAUAUAAAAGCUUAAUAAAUUAUUGUGUUCCGGUGCCAAAGAGGGCAACCAGCACCAA
This is a messenger RNA of Cavia porcellus (domestic guinea pig), 2152 nucleotides long. Its product is annotated as collagen alpha-1(XIII) chain. The transcript is spliced from 38 exons. The coding region runs from base 43 to 1836 and encodes 597 amino acids. Lineage: Eukaryota; Metazoa; Chordata; Mammalia; Rodentia; Caviidae. The record is from RefSeq and is a predicted model, not a curated record.